Messenger RNA from Colletotrichum higginsianum IMI 349063, 4227 nucleotides. Its product is annotated as Transcription elongation factor SPT6. Gene Ontology annotation, cellular component: transcription elongation factor complex. Gene Ontology annotation, biological process: positive regulation of transcription elongation by RNA polymerase II; transcription elongation-coupled chromatin remodeling; nucleosome organization. Bases 1 to 4227 code for a protein of 1408 amino acids. Lineage: Eukaryota; Fungi; Ascomycota; Sordariomycetes; Glomerellales; Glomerellaceae. The transcript is spliced from 4 exons. Gene Ontology annotation, molecular function: nucleosome binding; DNA binding; histone binding. The record is from RefSeq and is a predicted model, not a curated record.
AUGAGCAACUCAAUGCGAGAUUUCGUCGAUGGCGAGGCCGAGAUCGACGAUGAGGAUGAGGAGUCCAUAGACGAAGACGUGGUUUCUUCGCGCAGAAGGAAUGCGGCUCCGGAGGAUUCUUCUGAAGAGGAAGAGGACGACGAAGACGAGGAGGAGGCGCGUAAAAUUCGCGAAGGAUUCAUCGUCGAUGAGGACGAAGAAGAGGAAGAAGGCGAGGACGAGGAUGCCCACGAGCGAAAGCGAAAACGAGAGCACCGCGACAGAGAAGAGGAAGAGCAGCUAGAUGAGGAUGAUUUGGAGCUAAUCGGAGAACAAAUCGAACGCCGUGCGCCCACACAGCCUAAGUUCAAGCGUCUCAAACGGGGCCAUCGCGACGAAGAUGACCGUGGCCCGGAGCGACGCGGCUUGGAGGACAUGUUUUCCGAUGACGAUGAAGAAGCCAACGAGUCUCGACCCUACAACCGCUCCAACUACCGAUCCCAAGCCGAUGAAUUCGACGACUUUAUUGAAGAAGACUACCCGGAGGACGAAGACGAACGCGCGCGCCAACUUGAAGAUGCCGAGGUUGCCCGACCUCGUGACAAGGGGGUGGGAGGUGUCGUCGAUACCGCUGGUCUUGAUAAAGACGCUUUGGAGGAUAUGGAGGCCAUCUUCGGAAACGGAGAAGACUAUGACUGGGCUCUUCAGAUGGAGGACGAAGAAGAAGAUCGUGAGCGCGAGGAGCAGGUCAUUGAGCUCAAAGAUGUCUUCGAGCCGUCGCAACUCAAGGAGAAGCUCUUGACCGACGAGGACAACCAGAUCCGGUUUACGGACGAGCCUGAAAGGUUCCAGCUGGAUCGGAAGCCCUUCAAGCAUUUGCAAAUCAGCGCUGAGCAAUUCAAGGAAGAGGCUCGGUGGAUUGCGGGCCUGAUGUGGCCCAAAAAGCUACUUCAAUCCGAGCUGCAUGGACCUUUCACUAAGGCCAUCGGCAAGGUUCUGGAGUUCUUCGUCGUCGAUGACGUAGAGGUCCCCUAUGUUUUCCAGCAUCGCAAGGACUAUCUGAUUCACGCGAAGAAGACGAAAAACCCAGACCACCGCGAUGAUCCUGACGCCCCUGAGUGGAUUGUCAGUGCAGACAAAUUGCUCACCCAGGACGAUCUGUGGCGCAUCCUAGAACUCGACAUCAAGUUCCGGUCACUCAUCGAGAAGCGGAAUGCUCUGGAGAAGACGCUCGAGAACCUCAAGUCGACUUCGAGCUUCAAGGACGCCGUGCUCGAGGACAUGAUUCCUCAGGCUGCAACAAUGGAGGAACUGCAAGACCUUCAAGACUACCUUCAUUUCCAGUACGCCUCCGAGCUCAAGGAUAUGUCCUCGAUCAACGGCAAUGGUAGUCAGAUGAAGCGCCCAGGCUCAAAAUCAAAUCUUUUCGACAGAGUCAGGCGGAGCAAGGCCUUCGGUUUCGUCCGCGCUUACGGUAUCACUCCGGAUCGGUUCGCCCAAAACACGCUUCGCGAAGGGAACAAGGUUUGGGCCGACGACGACAGCCAACUUCCAGACGAUCUUGCGGACUCUCUUACCGAUGAGGAGUUUCAAACUGGCGAUACAGUCAUGUACGCUGCUCGCCAAAUGUACGCAGAAGAACUCUUCGUCAACCCUCGUAUGCGCAAGCAUUUCAGGGUCAACUUUUAUCAAAUGGGCGAGAUCAGUUGUCGUCGGACAGAGAAGGGCUUGAAGAAGAUUGAUGAAUCGCACCCGUUCUAUGAGGUCAAAUAUCUCAUCAAUCAAACCAUUGCCGAUGUCGCUCGCCAGCCGGAUCUAUAUCUCAAGAUGAUGAAGGCUGAAGAGGAAGGCCUCAUUGAGGUCAAACUUACAUUGGAGAACGACGAUGGGUUCAAGCGUCAAUUGCGCCAGGAGUUCAUCUCAGACAACUACAGUGAGCUCGCUGAUCGAUGGAACGAGGAACGCCAAAAGGUCCUCGACCUUGUCGUCCCCCGUUUGUCCAAGAUUAUCGCCAAGGGUGUCAAGGAGUCGCUUCGCACUGCCUGCCAGGAGGAGGUCCUCAAAACCUGCCGUGAGGAAUACUCCAAGAGGCUCGACCAAGCACCGUACAAACCCAAGGGCAUGAUUCUGGGCACGGUGCCUCGCAUCAUCACUUUGUCCAACGGCAUGGCGGAUCCAGCUCGUGACCCCACAUGUUGGGCCUCGGUUGAGGAAGACGGCCGGGUCAUUGAGCAGGGCAAACUGGGCAAUCUGGCUCGUGACGAACGUGCUCGUGAAGAGUUUGUUGAGAUUGUCAAUAGACGCCGCCCUGAUGCCAUUGGUGUGAGCGGGUGGUCCGCCGAUACCCAGAAGCUCGUCAGAGACUUGGAGAGCUUGAUCAGCGAGAAGGGCCUGAUGGGGCCCGAGUUCGAUGACCCUGAGCUUGGCGAGUACCGCACCGAGCCGCUCGAAGUCAUUGUCGUGAAUGACGAAGUGGCUCGUCUAUACAAGGACAGUCCUCGAGCAGUCGCCGAGCACCCUACCCUCAGUUCCCUCACAAGAUACUGCAUUGCCUUGGCUCACUACAUGCAGAACCCGCUCAAGGAGUAUGCAGCCCUCGGAAAGGACGUCACUUCCCUGGCUUUCCAUCCCUGUCAAAACCUGCUGCCCCAAGAGAAGUUGCUCAAGCACCUUGAGUCGGCAAUGGUCGACAUGGUCAACCUCUGCGGUGUAAAUAUCAACGAGGCCGUGGGCGACUCCUAUACGGCUAACCUGCUACCGUAUGUCGCGGGUCUCGGUCCCCGAAAAGCCACGAGUGUUAUCAAAGCCAUCAAUGCAAACGGCGGAGCCGUCAGCAGCAGAGACGAGCUUGUCGGCGACCCCGACAGCGGAAAGCUUCCGGUGGUGGGCCCCAGAGUGUGGAACAACUGCGCCAGCUUUCUGUUCAUCGACUACGACGCAACGAAUCCCACCUCAGACCCUCUCGACAACACUCGUGUUCAUCCCGAGGAUUACGAGCUGGGCCGCAAGAUGGCAGCUGACGCUUUGGAACUUGACGAGGAAGAUGUUAAGGCGGAGACUGAUCACAACGGUCCAGGGGCUAUUGUCCGCAAGCUGUUCAAGGAAGACGAACAGGAGAAGGUUAACGAACUCAUCCUGGAGGAAUACGCAGAGCAACUCGAACGGAACUACAGCCAGAGGAAGCGUGCCACACUUGAAACCAUCCGCGCUGAGCUUCAGGCGCCAUACGAAGAGUUACGCCGCAACUUUGCACCUCUUGGACCUCACGAUAUCUUCACCAUGUUCACCGGUGAGACGAAGGAUACUCUUGCUCAAGGCAUGAUCAUCCCUGUCAACGUACGCGUAGUUAAAGACGAUUUCGCCAUCGUCAAACUGGACUGCGGCAUAGAGGGCCGCAUCGAGUCACACGAUGGUCCCGACGGCGUACGGGUCAGGGGUCUUUUGACAAAUGGGCAGACGGUGCAGGCCAAGGUUCUCGAGAUAAAUUACAAAGACUUUCUUGCCAAGCUCUCUGCGAGAGAUGCCGAGGUCAAACGACCGUAUAAGCGCCCGCUGUACCAUGGCCAUGGGCAGUGGGACGAGAGGCUGGAGGCGGCGGACAGGGAGGAGCUCCGCGAAAAGGACAAGAGUACUGGCCGCACCCAGCGAGUCAUCAAGCACCCUCUGUUCAAGCCUUUCAACGGUUUAGAGGCAGAGCAAUGGCUCGGCACCCAGGCCGCUGGUGAGGUUAUUAUUCGUCCCUCCUCAAAGGGUAAUGAUCAUCUAGCUAUCACCUGGAAGGUCGCCGAUGGUGUCUUUCAGCACGUCGAUGUCCUUGAGCUCCAAAAGGAGACCGAGUUCUCCGUCGGCAAGCUGCUCAGGGUCGGCGGCAAAUUCACUUACAAAGAUUUGGACGAAUUGAUCCAUGAGCACAUAGAGGCUAUGUCAAGGAAGGUGGACGAGAUGAUGCAGCAUAAAAAGUUUGAGAAGCGGUCCAAGACGGAUCUCGAGAAAUGGCUCACCACGUAUAUGGAGGCCAACCCCGACCGCUCCGACUACGCUUUCUGCAUCGACCCUAAGCACCCCGGCUACUUCUGGCUCUGCUUCAAGGCCAGUCGCUCAUCGCGUGUCAACUCGUGGCCGGUCCGUGUCAUUCCCGGCGGUUUCGAGCUGCUCAAGCAGGCUUACCCUGAUAUGAGAGCGCUGUGCAACGGCUUUAAGAUUCGGUACCAGACGGAAAUCACUAAGAUGCAGAAGGGCGGUAGAUAG